AUGCCUAAAGAUCCUGCUGUAGUCAGCCUAGGACCUAUCACAUCCUUCAAUCAGGUCUUGAAUCAUGUUUCCAAUUUCAUCCCUAGAGAUCUCCCUACGCCAAAACCGGAUCAGUGGUCCUUUGAUAGGUUCAAUACACCAGAACCGAGUCCAAAACGGGUUGAUAAGCAGACAUCGAAACCAACAACCAGCGGCAUUUAUAAGAAGUCUGAAGUUCGGUUCCGGAAGGAGACAGAGACAAUAGAGCGACCUUCGCUAGACAGAGGUUACUCAUCUCAAUUCAGCAUUGAAAGCAGUGUCGAUGAUGGACCACCAUUACCAAAUGGCCUCAAGCAUGCCCAUACGGUUUUAGGGGGUGUUCCUCUAACCUUUGAGAAGUCGCAUCAGAUUCCCACUUUCGGCCCGCACGAGCACGAAGCCAGCGGUCCACAGUCGAGAGCACACGCGAAGAUCAAGUCUUACAAAGACGAUCCUGAGACAAGAGCUUUCCCCAGGAUCUCACAACCUGUUGAGCUCCUCAGGAAUGAGUACGACUGCGUUGUCAUCGGAUCUGGAUAUGGCGGCGGCGUUGCUGCUAGUCGUAUGGCGCGAGCUGGUCAAUCUGUCUGUCUCCUAGAGAGGGGAAAAGAGAGAUGGCCUGGAGAAUACCCGAGCGGUUUCAUUGAUGCUUUCAAGCAACUUCAUGUCUCGGGCGAAUUUGCGCCAGGUUUCUUGAAAGGCGCAAUGGUUGAAGGUGGAGAUCCAACGGGUAUGUACCAUCUGAUUUGCGGCAAGGGACAGAAUGCUUUCGUGGGUAAUGGACUCGGUGGCACCAGUCUUUUGAAUGCCAAUGUGUUCUUGGAAGCUGAUGACAAGACCAUGAAGAUGGAUUGUUGGCCGAAAGAACUGCGGAAAACAGAUUCGCUCAAGGAAUACUAUGAGCGUGCAGCGAGUGUUCUAGAGCCUGAGGAAUAUCCGGAGGACUGGCCGGAUCUACCCAAGUUGACUAUGUUGGAGAGACAGGCUGAAGCGCUUGGAAUGGGCGAUAAGUUCAGGCGGGUGAAACAGACUACUCGCUUCAAGGGAGGUCCCAAUAGUACUGGAGUCGAGAUGUACCCUUCUGCAUUGACGGGAAUGGAUUGCACUGGAGUCAACGAUGGAAGUAAGUCGAGUACUCUGGUCAAUUAUCUCAGCGAUGCCUGGAAUUGGGGAGCGGAGAUGUUUUGUGAGUGCGAAGUCCGAUACAUCAAGAAGCAUCCCGAUCCAGAAGAAGAAGGUUACUUGGUCUUCUUUGCCUGGCAUGGUGCGAACAGGGGCGCUUUCCAAGAGAAUAUCUACGAAGAUCUCAUGUGGGUACAUGCAAAGAAAUGUGUGUUUCUUGGUGCUGGCUCCAUCGGCACGACUGAGAUCCUGCUUCGAAGCAAAAAGCUUGGUCUCUCCAUGAGCGACAAAGUUGGCAUUGGCAUGAGUGGGAAUGGAGACAUCCUAGCGUUCGGAUACAAUUGCGAUACUGAGGUCAACGGUAUUGGUCGUCAAUAUCCCUCACCAUCGAGGCCUGUGGGACCUACUAUCACUGGAAUCAUCGAUGGCCGGCAGGGCAUCGACAAUGCUUUGGAUGGGUUCGUGAUUGAAGAAGGUGCUAUUCCAAAAGCACUUGCUCCAUUGUUCCAAACCAUGUUGGAGAUGAUGCCAGGAAACCAGCUCCCGAAAGGACAGACAUUGACCGAGAAAGUGAAGCAUGCUGUUGCUCAGCAAGGAAGCCGGUUUCUGGGACCGUACUUCCGGAAAGGAAGCAUUGAGCGAACGCAAACCUAUUUGAUCAUGAGCCAUGAUUCGAAUCAAGCCACUCUCACACUCAAAGACGACAAGCCAAUCCUCGAAUUCUUAGGUGUUGGCAGAAGCGAUCAUGUCGAGUACCUCAAUGACAUCUUACGACAAGCCACACAAGCUGUUGGCGGAACCUAUGUCAGCAGUCCAUUCUACGCAGCUCUCGGUCAGCAGGAAAUCACUGUCCAUCCUAUUGGAGGAGCGUGUAUGAGCAAUAGUGAUUCAGGACUCGAUGGUGUCACGAACCAUUUCGGUGAAGUCUUCGAUGGCAACGGCAGAGAUACACAUGAAGGUCUUAUCGUUACAGACGGUGCAAUAAUCCCAACAGCACUCGGUGUCAACCCAUUCGCAACAAUCACCGCUCUGGCCGAACGAUCUGUUGAAUACGCAGCCAAGUAUAGAAUCAGACAGCCAAUCGACUUCGAGACCAAGAACGAGGUCUUGGAUCUUUUCGCAGAACCACAUCAAUAUGCUUCAGACAAGAAGAUCUUAUCUCGCACGGACACGCAGAGAAUCACGGACGCUAGUGAUUGGGUCAAGACAACGAGACAUAAUAAGGCCAGUGGAUUUGGUUUCUCGGAAGUCAUGUCUGGGUAUAUUCACGUUGGUGAUGGCAUUGAAGGUGAUAAGUUGGAAGACUACGAGACUGCUGCGAAGACUGCGAAAGGUUUGUGUGAGGAGGCGAGAUUCUUCUUGAGUGUGAAGGCUUGGGAUACGGAGACGAUCGUUCAUCGAGAUGACCACAAGGCCAUGCUGACAGGAACCUUCACCUGUGCUGGUCUCCACGGUAGUCCAUUCAUGGUUCAGCGAGGCACCUUCCAUUUGUUCAGUGUCUAUCAACAGGCACCUGGUACACGCAACCUGAGUUAUGACUUCGACAUGACCUCGACCGAUAACCGGCAAUUCCAUUUCCAUGGGUUCAAAGUCGUUGACUCUUCGGUUGCUCUAGCUCCAUGGCGCUUCUGGACUGCUGCUUCUACUUUGUAUGUUACGAUCUCGGAGGCAGAUGGAGACAGGCAAGUCUUGGGCCGCGGAAUGAUGCAUAUUAGACCUACAGAUUUCCUUUCCGAGGUCUUUACUCUUAAAGCGUCUGGGCGAAAUCUUUUGGCGAAAAUGCAAUCCACUCUCAGCUUCAUGGGCUUCUUCGCGAAACAAUCUGCUAGUCUCUUCCUUGCACCAUUCACUUGGCAACAGUACCCAUCCGUCACAUACAGCGGAUACAUUAACGAGACAUCUCCCGACCAUACCAUCAAGAUCAUCGCCUCAGAUGGCGUUCAAACCUUGCUUCAUGUCUUUGAACCACGAAACGAGAACAUCGAAACCAAGAACCUGUUCAUGGUCCCCGGCGCCUCAGUCGACCAACAAAUCUUCGCUCUCCCAACCAUCGAAGUCAACGCCGUCAAUUACUUUACCAGAGCCGGCUACCGUGUCUUCGUAACAGUCCACCGGAUCUGUCAACUCAUGGUCGCAGAAAACAACUGGACAACAUACGACGCUCGCCUCGACAUCCGAGCGUCUCUGGUAUGGAUCCGCAGCCAAUGGGGACAUGAACCCGUCUACACCAUCUCCCAUUGCAUGGGCGCCGUCGCAUUCUCCUCUGGCCUCCUCGAUGGAACCAUCCCCUCGAAAUGGAUUAAAGGCAUCUCCUCCUCUCAAGUGCUCAUGAACCCCAUCUGGUCCCCUCUCAACAUGGCCAAAGUCCUCGCAGGACCGAUUCCCAUUGACAAACUGUAUAGGAUCAUCGGCGGAAACUGGUUCUCGUGCUCCUCCACAAGAGAUGAUUCUUAUUUCCAGCAACUUAUCAAUCAGCUCUUACGCUUCUAUCCCGAUUCACGAGAGGAGAUUUGCAAUAACGUCAGCUGUCAUCGCUGCUCUCUUGUAUUUGGACGUCUGUGGAAUCACAGGAAUCUAAAUGAAGCAACGCAUAGACAGAUUAACCGCUUUUUCGGAGGCGUGAACAUGACGUUGCUUCAUCUCUUGAUGCAAAUGGGCUACAGAGGCUACGUUACCACCAACGGGCCUCUGUUCUCCGAACUGACCACGGAGACGAAUAUCAAGAGGCUAAAAGGAAUUCCGGUUAUGCUGUUCUCGGGGUCCGAUAAUAAGGUGUUGACGCCAGAGAGUACGGAUAAGACGUACAGUGUUCUGAGGGACACGUUUGGGUGCAAGGGGUAUAGUAGACAUGUUAUACAAGGAUAUGGACAUUUGGAUUGUUGGAUGGGGAGGAAGAGUUAUGUGGAUGUCUUUCCGGUGGUGAGGAAGGAGGUGGAUAGAGUUUGUAGAGGGGAGGCGUAUAGGUACCAGGAGUUUGAUUGGAAGAGGGAUUGGGAGACUUGGAGAGAUUUGAAGAGGAGUGGUCGAGACUUGCCGAUGAGGCAUCCCCGGCAUCGUCAUGGGAAAGGGGAUUCGGAGGGAAGUGACGAGUAG
Molecule: messenger RNA, 4233 nt
Organism: Mollisia scopiformis
Lineage: Eukaryota; Fungi; Ascomycota; Leotiomycetes; Helotiales; Mollisiaceae
Product: FAD/NAD(P)-binding domain-containing protein
Exons: 2
Coding region: 1-4233 (1410 amino acids)
Molecular function (GO): flavin adenine dinucleotide binding; oxidoreductase activity, acting on CH-OH group of donors
Source: RefSeq, a predicted model, not a curated record